This is a messenger RNA of Cryphonectria parasitica EP155, 1989 nucleotides long. RefSeq lists its product as uncharacterized. NCBI's taxonomy places the organism in Eukaryota, Fungi, Ascomycota, Sordariomycetes, Diaporthales, Cryphonectriaceae. The record is from RefSeq and is a predicted model, not a curated record. The coding region runs from base 1 to 1989 and encodes 662 amino acids. The transcript has a single exon.
AUGGCGGUUGCAGAGAUAGGAGGAAGAACUCCCCACCAAGGGAGGACUGGCCCAUCUACCAACUACAAAUCCAGGGCUAGUCACCCUGAUGAGGCCUGUCCCUUGGAGCCCAACCCCUCCUCCAAGGACUCGUCCUACAACAACGGCCGCUCCUCCUUCUCGUCCAUCAGGGAAGACGACACCGACCUCGCCCAGGCCUUCACGGCAUCCAAGGUCUCCAGCUACAGCCACCAGCAGCAGCACGAGAUAUCAUCAGCCCUUGACGACCACCCAUCGCCGGCAAUGGGUACCAUGGUCCAGCACGCUGAGUUCUUUCCGCCCAUCACGCGGCCUGACAGUCGUCUGCAUGGCAACUGGUACCCUGCCGACAACUUUCGAGGAUGGAAGCAGAUCAACGUGAAGGGGAGGCUGGCCAGUAGGAGCUUUGGCGACCUCCACCUCAUGAACCUGGCCUGGACCACCCACCCAGACACGACUGUCCUCCAGAAGCAGCGCCGCCCUUCUGGUCAUGCUCCAGGGGACGCCCCCAUGGAGAGGCUCCCCCUCGAGCUCCUGAGCAACAUCAUCGGCCUUCUCGUCAUCGAUGUGCCGCCAAACAGCCUGACCAAGCGCAACAUCGACCUCAUGUCCCUGCUGCUCACCUCCAAGAAAGUCCACGGCGCCACCCUGGUCACCCUCUACCGCCAGAUCACCAUCCCCCACUCGACCAUCUUCAAGAAAUUCCUCGGCCAUGUUGCCUCACAUGCUGCCCUGGGCACCCUGGUCCGGAGGUUCGACUUCUCCCACUUCAACCCUAACAUGAUGUUCACCACGGCCAGCGAGCGCUCCCUCGCCCAAAACCUGACGGCCACCACCCUCCUCCAGGCCCUGGAGCUGACCCCUCAUCUUCAGGAGUUCCUGUCCCAGGAGCAUAUUGAUGGUGACAUCGACGCCCACGUCUUGCAGAAACUCUUCUUCGGCCUGGACAGGAUCGCCGCUCUGGACUUUUGCGGCUGCACCUCCUCCGCCUUUCGUGCUGCCUUUGUCGAUGCCUUUCCCGCUACGGCCGAGGAGUGGGCAGCCGAUCUGGCCUUGAAGCGGCUGUCGCUGCACAAGUGUACGACACUACCCAGCACCGUCUUCGAGAGCCUUCUUCCACACCUGCCACACCUCACCCACCUCGACGUGGCUGGCACGCGCAUCACAGACGCCGCGCUGGCCUCCAUCCCCAAGACCGCGCGGCUGACCCACCUCAACCUCGCCAAGUGCAGCAACCUCUCCGCGGACGCCAUCAUUCAGUUCCUGGCGGAGCAUCCCGCGGCGGCGGCGGGGCCUGGCAGCAGCACCCUGGCAUGGCUGUCCCUGGCCACAGACGCCAGUACCCACGAGACUUUUGACGAGAGCGCCAUCUCGCGGCUCCUGCCGGUCCUCCCUUCAUCCCUCAAAUCGCUCUCUCUCAAGGGCAGCAGGAUGAACACCUCUCAUAUUCCGCUCCUGCUGCCUCUCACCAAGCACCUCGAAGAGCUCGCCCUAGGCCGUGGCCUCAAAAUCACAGACACGAACACCCUAUUCGGUCCCACCUCCUCUUCUGCUGACUCUGGAGCGAUGGAUGUCGACUCCCCGUCCUCACCAGUGGUGGCAGAGGCUGCCUGGUGCCCCCACACUCUCCACUACCUUGACCUCUCCGACCUCUGGUCCACCGAGCUCGAUCUUCCCACCCUUUACGACACCGCGCAGUGCGCCCUCCUCGCCCGGGUGACGGAGCCCCUCGAGGUCCUCGAGGUGUCCGCUGACGCCGGGCGCAGGCUCCGGGACGCCCCGCUGCGCCGGCUAGGUUGGCACCGCAGCGAGGCUGGGGCGCGGACCUGGGUCGUGCGGGACAGCGCGAGCGGUGGGGAGGUGCGGUCCUGGAAGAUGGGAGCCGAAAGCUGGGGGAUGCGGAAAGUCCCUGUUGCGAGGGCGGAUGUUGGCGGCAUGUAUGGCAGUUACAUGUUCGCGAGGCGGUUGUGA